AUGUCGCUGACAUGCACACAGGUUUCAAUAGGUGAAGCCGCACCGUCUCCACGCACUAACCACGCUAGUAUCUGGUACGAAAAUAAAUUCGUCGUCUACGGUGGCAAUUCAGUCAGCAAAUACGAAUGCUUAGACGAUUUGUGGGUGCUAGACACUACGGCAAUGACUUGGACACGUCCCCAGACGUCGGGAUCUGCACCAGGACCUCGCUGUCACCACACGAUGACGCUGGUUGGAAAUAAGGCUUUUCUAUUUGGAGGCUGGACAGGCAAACGAAGAUGCAACUUUCUGCACUCAUUGGAUAUAGACAGUUGGACUUGGGAUGAUUUGACAGCUAAGAUGUCAGCAGUGGAUCCACAUUCCAGUCAUGCGGCUACACCGAUAGAUGCCAAUACACUCCUCACUGUGGGAAGAGGGGAAACAGGCACCCAUGCUAAGUACGGGUGUAACAUUGACUUCCUGAACAUUAAAACACUACAGUGGACAACCUACCCGGGCAGUACAAUUUCCCGUGCAGGACACUCACUGAAUUUCCAACCCGAUGUGUCUACAAGAUAUGCCGUGGUGUUCGGUGGGCGGCAACGUCACAUGACAGAACAGGUUGUUUGUAAAGCUAAAGGUACUCUGCCGAAAUCAUUCCAUUCUAAAGUGUCAGAUGAAGUCACGAAGAAUAGUCGGAAAGUUGAGGUUCCGCCCGGUCGGAGCUAUCACAGUAGUACUGAUCUCAGUGGUUUGCUUCUGAUCUAUGGUGGUUUUAUUGAAGGGAAAUCUGUGCGAGGUCUUGUUGACGGGGUCACUGAUGCAUUCCUAUACGACGUUAAGAAUAAUCGCUGGUUAGUACCUGAAAAAAAGGGGGAAUGGCCGCCAAGAGCUGGACAUACGGCUGCUCGGAUUGGAGACAGAAGUGUCAUGUUAUUUGGAGGGGAGCAUGCUAAGCAUUAUUACAAUGAUGUCCAUGUUAUAUCAUGGUAA
This is a messenger RNA of Saccoglossus kowalevskii, 972 nucleotides long. RefSeq lists its product as uncharacterized. Gene Ontology annotation, molecular function: protein binding. The record is from RefSeq and is a predicted model, not a curated record. NCBI's taxonomy places the organism in Eukaryota, Metazoa, Hemichordata, Enteropneusta, Harrimaniidae.